Messenger RNA from Rhea pennata, 1590 nucleotides. RefSeq names its product adipose secreted signaling protein (gene ADISSP). The transcript has 6 exons. The coding region runs from base 157 to 681 and encodes 174 amino acids. The record is from RefSeq and is a predicted model, not a curated record. NCBI's taxonomy places the organism in Eukaryota, Metazoa, Chordata, Aves, Rheiformes, Rheidae.
GGCGCCUGGGGCGCGGGCAGCGCGGCGGCGCCGGGGAGAGCGCGGGGCCGCGCCGGGCCGCUCCGGCGUGGACGGGGACCUGCUGCUGCGCCUCGGAGCAUGGCCUUCGGCUGCUGCCCGUGAAGCCUGGCGCGAGGACGACCGCUUCGGGGCUACAUGGCUACGGCUGGCAAGGGCGCCAAGGCGAAGGCGGGCGGCGUGCGCUUCGCCCCCAGCCAGCCCGCCGAGGGGGCCCCCGGCCACGUGCGCUUCGACGAGAAGCUCCACGACUCGGCGGUCAUGGUCACCCAGGAGAAGGACGGCAACUUCCUCGUGAAGGUGGGGUUCCUGAAGAUCUUGCACAAGUACGAAAUCACCUUUCUCCUGCCCCCGGUGCAGCGGCUGGGGAAGGACGUCUGUGCCGUCCCCCUUCCCAACCUCAACCUGAAAGUCAUCGGCAUCACCCCCGUGUCCGAAGGCCUCAGCGUGAAGUGCGAGUACACGGCGCACAAGGAGGGCGUCCUCCGGGAGGAGGUGACGCUCUCCAGCGAGACCCAGGACGGCGCCUGCGUCAAGGUCGUGGUCCAGGCCCGCGUCAUGGACCGGCACCACGGCACGCCGAUGCUCCUGGACGGCGUGCGCUGCAUUGGCGCCGAGCUGGAGUACGACUCGGAGCAGAGCGACUGGCACGGCUUCGACUAGCCCCCGCCGCGCCUCCCCCGGCCUUCCUCCCGCCCGAGCUUGGAGCUUAAUUUAAAAAAAAGGAAAAAAGAGAAAAGACAAGACCCGAGCCCCCCAGCGCUGGCGGGAUCCCCGGCGCUGUCCCUCCGUGGCCACCGCGGAGCUCACGGCGCGGUCUGGGCGCCGCGCUUCUGCCGCUCGCCUCCUCUUCCUCCCCGAGGGCCGCGCGGGGCGGGUUGGCGAAGGAGCCGGCUCCCGGCGCGCGAGGAGAGCCGAGCCCGCGGGGCGCCCGGCCGAGCCGCCUUCCCCCCGCCGGCGCGGGCCGGGCGCGGGAAAAGGCUCCCAAACCGCGGGAGCGUCCCGCGCGGGGGCCUGCACGAGGCGGGGGGACGAGGCUCCCGCUCGCCCCGCUGCCGCCGCCACUGCCGCUGCUGCUUUCAGCUUUUUCGUUCUCCCAAAGAGGCGUGGGGGGGCUCGAGGGCUGCUCCCGGAGCCCGUGCACCCCGCAGUCCCCCUGUGCACCUCCUUGCUUCCCCCGUGCACCCCCUGAAUCUCCCUGUGCACCCCCGGGUUUUCCCCCUGGAUCCCCCCCCCGUGCACCCCCCGGAGCCACUGCGCCAGGCUGCGCGGUUGCAGCGGCUGCGCGGUCCCGCCGGGAGCAGAGCCCAGCCCGUGGGGCCGGUUUUGCCGCGUAAGCUCGGCGCCGGGGUCGGGGUGCCACCUCCGAGCGCCCCGCUCCAAGCUGUCGUGUCUCAAACAUAGUCUCGAGCUAUUCCGGGUUUUGCUUUUUCUGUUUUGUUUUUGUUUUUUGUUUUUUUUUUUUUUAAGAUGUGGUACAAGGACCAGGCAAAGUGGUUCAGUUUGGAAAGCAACAGAGGAUUUUAUGUGCCUAUAUAUAUAUAUAUAUAAAUAUAUAGAUAUAUAUAUAUA